Molecule: messenger RNA, 1764 nt
Organism: Ipomoea nil (Japanese morning glory)
Lineage: Eukaryota; Viridiplantae; Streptophyta; Magnoliopsida; Solanales; Convolvulaceae
Product: geraniol 8-hydroxylase-like
Exons: 2
Coding region: 52-1557 (501 amino acids)
Molecular function (GO): oxidoreductase activity, acting on paired donors, with incorporation or reduction of molecular oxygen; heme binding; monooxygenase activity
Source: RefSeq, a predicted model, not a curated record
UCUGUAUAUCUAUAUAUAUAUUGGGAUUGAAUAGAGGGAGAGAAAGAGAGAAUGGAUUUCCAGAGCAUUAUAAUAGCAGUACUGUUUGCCUGGACUUUGGUCCAAGGCCUGUGUUUACUAGCAAAAAUAAGUAGUAGUAAGAGUGUCGGCAAAAGGCUUCCACCAGGGCCAGUUCCGUUGCCGGUCAUCGGAAACCUUCACUUUCUGGGAGAGCAACCCCACAAAUCCCUAGCCCGGCUAGCCCAAAAAUAUGGUCCUGUUAUGAAUCUAAAACUGGGCAUGCUAAACACAGUGGUCAUUUCCUCAUCCGCCAUGGCCCAACAAGCUCUGCAGAAGCAAGACUUAGCCUUCUCUACCCACCGCUCAAUCCCUAAUGCUCUGCUAGCCAACAACCAUUCCCAAUUCUCUGUUACUUUACUCCCUGUUGCCUCCAAGUGGAGAGCCCUUCGUAAGAUCAUGAAUUCCAACAUCUUUUCCGGCAACAGGCUCAACACCAACCAGCAGCUGAGAGCUAAAAAGAUCCAGGAGCUUAUUAUCUACUGCCAAAAGAGCAGCCAGGUAGGGGAAGCGGUGGAUAUUGGGCGUGCAAUUUUCAGGACUACCCUCAAUUUGCUGUCCAACACCAUUUUCUCUAAAGAUUUAACCGACCCUUAUUCGGAUUCCGGUAAAGAGUUCAAGGAUUUGGUGUGGAAUAUGAUGGUGGAAGCUGGAAAGCCCAACCUGGUUGACUACUUUCCCUUUCUUGAAAAGUUUGAUCCCCAGGGUAUCCGGCGUCGCCUGACAGGCCAUUUCACUAAGGCACUCGACCUUUUUCAAGAUUUGAUUGAUGAACGGCUGGAGGAGAGGAAGGUGAAAGGAAACAAAAAUGAUGAUGCAUUAGAUUCACUUCUCAAUGUCAGCCAAGAAAGGCCUGAGGAGAUUGAUAGGACUCACAUUCAGCACAUGUUGUUGGAUUUAUUUGCUGCGGGGACUGAUACAUCAUCGAGCACAAUAGAGUGGGCAAUGGCGGAACUUCUUACGAACCCGGAGAUCAUGGCAAAAGCACAAGCAGAGCUUGCAGAUGUUAUUGGUAAAGGCAAGCCAAUACAUGAAGCUGACGUUACUCGUCUGCCUUACUUGCAAUGCAUCCUGAAAGAAACCUUUAGAAUGCACCCACCGGUUCCGUUCUUGAUUCCGCGUAAAGUUGAACACGAAGUCAACCUAUGUGGAUACACUAUUCCAAAGGACUCGCAGAUUCUAGUUAAUGUGUGGGCAAUUGGGCGUGACCCCAACAUUUGGGAGAAGCCAUUGGUUUUCAAACCUGAGAGAUUUCAAAAUUUAGAAAUGGACUUUAGGGGACAAGAUUUUGAGCUCAUUCCAUUCGGUGGAGGCAGAAGAAUUUGUCCCGGAUUGCCACUGGCAAUGAAAACAGUCCCUGUAAUGUUGGGGUCGUUGUUGAACUCAUUCCAAUGGAAGCUUGAUGGCAACAUUGCACCCAAAGAUUUGGACAUGAAGGAGAAGUUUGGCAUUACAAUUGCUAAAGAUUGUCCUCUUAAGGCCAUCCCUAUUCCCAUUUAACAUAGUGCCACUCUAGUUUGUGUUACGUACGUUCUGCAGCAGUAGUACGUAUGUUCAAUAAAAGAUAUAUGUAUUGCUCUAUUUUAUUAGCUUAAAAUAUAUUGUCAAAAGUUGUAUGAUAUAUUGAUAUGAUUUAGCAAUGUCAGUUUGUCAACCAACUUGGUAGUGAAAUAACUACAACCUUUCUUUUGAAGUUCUAUGAUUGAA